Messenger RNA from Rodentolepis nana, 4797 nucleotides. NCBI's taxonomy places the organism in Eukaryota, Metazoa, Platyhelminthes, Cestoda, Cyclophyllidea, Hymenolepididae. The record is from the annotation of a GenBank genome assembly.
AUGGAAUGCUCAACUCCAAAUGGCAGCUUUGAUCAACUCCCGGAGCUGACUCGCCUCUGCCAACGACACAAAAUGUGGCUUCAUGUGGAAGGACUUUCUUUCCUUCGAAUGGCGCUUCUUCCCUCUCCACCAGUUAAAGCAAACGCCGUGGCAGGUAUUAACAGCAUUAAUUUGGAGCUGUCGCUUUGUUUCGGUCUGCCUCGAUCUCUCAAUGUUCUCCUCAUGCAGUCAUCAAUGCCAGAAUCGAUUCUCCUUUACCUCAAUGUCUUUCCUGUUACUGCGGCAACAACGGCUGAAGAUUCUGAAAGGGACACAUCGGCGCUCUUCUCAAUUCCCAGAUCCCUACCCUCCAGUGGACUCAAAGAUGCUCUCUUCGCUUGGUUUGCACUUCGAACGCAUGAUGGAAGUCAUGUUAAGAGGCUUCAACAUGCCGAUCAUCUGACAAUGUACACACUUCAAAAGAUGAAGUCUCUUCAAUCUGUUGAAAUCCUGUCAAAUCACGAAGCGCCGCUGAAGACAACAAACGGUGAAGUUGUUGAAGGCGAUGAACACUUCAUCAAGCUACUUUAUGAAAACUCGUUUCACUGUCCAAUUGUCCUUUUCCGCUAUAUUCUCCCCGCUGCUCAAGAGGUUAAACCACCUGCACGGAAGUCUCUUUCUGGUAUGAACCCCAGCGCUUCCACCGAUGCCAAAGUUAAAAAGCGUUUUAUGUCGGAGUCUUCUGCUGUCUCCUCCACAAAAACGCCUUGUCGACACGUUGUCGACCUCAGAUACUUAAACAGCCUCAACCACUGGUUGGCCAGUGCUUUACAAUUUGAACACCCUGGGUUCUCUAUCAAAACACACUUCCUACCGGGUGGAAUGAUAGUUCUCAGAUUCUCCCUACUGGAUUCCUUGAAUAUUGCUGAAAUCACCGAUCAGGAUAUUGAUAAAUUGAUUGAAAAUAUAAAUUUCAAUUGCACUAUAAUGGAAGCGACUUGGCGUGAAAAACCGGACUUCUUCAAAUUGGUCAACUCCACCCCGGGCAUGUAUUAUUACAAUCUUCCCGAUUGGGCUGGUCUCGGUGCCGCUUUUUACGUUCCACACGCUUACCGUUGUCUUCUGCCUGAUGCCGAUGGCCUAUCACCGGAAGAAUAUCAAACUCAUCUCAUCAGCGCUCUCUUAAGACUUCCCCUAAAGGCAGCUCUCCACAUCUGUGAUCUUAAUCGUGAACUUAUCUCUUGUCUCCGUAAUCAUGACUACGCAUUCAGUUCGGCGCAAGUGAGAUUCGAUGGAUUGACUGGAAUCAAUGACGCAAUAGAAAGUCUAGCUUCGAGAUCUACUACCGGUGAUUCAGUAGGAAUUGAGGGGAAAAGUGAUGCGGAAAGUGAGAAUAAAAUGGCUCCCAUUUGUCAAGCACAACUCUACUGUUUGCGAUUUGGACUGAUAACGCCUGGGACAGAUACUAGUGAAAUGCUUCAGCUAGUCCUGAGAAUGGCAAAUGCGGUUGAGGAGGAUAGCAAUUACGUCAAUAACCUCUCCGAAGUGGUGAGACGUGGUAUUGAGGAAGCAACGAUGUACAUGAAUGAGGAACGCACCAAAAUCAUUCGGGAACAGGGUAUAUUACGCCAGUUGCCGUAUCUGGACAGAUUAGUCAAUUGGUGGUCACCUCCCAUUGACACACAGAUUCAUGGACGAGCUCUGAAUCUUUCCAUUGGGCAACUUGUAACCACAGAUACAAUUUUUCCCAAAUCCAGUCCUUCACCAUCACAACGAGAAAGCUUAUCCAAUGGAAAUGCAACCUUGGCUUUAGACGAGGAAAAAUCAUUAACCACUUCACCAGAACCUCAUCAGUCACUAUCGUCUUCCUCUUCCAUUUGGUCUUGGUUUCUUCCAUCCACCAGUGAAACUUCUAUCGUAACUGCAGAACCUGAUCGUGCAAGCAGUGAGAUGAAUGAAACAUCAUUUAUUAAGAGUGAGGUUGAUUCUGGAAUGAGAGUUGAACUUUGUGAACUUUAUUCAAAUAAUCCUUCAAUUCAAGCUGCCGCCCUAUGUAAGAUAUCAAAAUCCAUGAGCCCUGGCGCUCCUUUGGGCUCAUCAACCGCUGCAGAUUUGAUGCUCUCAUUUUGUUGUCAAGGGGAUUGCCGUGUAAGGGCUACAGCAAUUUCUUGUCUUUCAGACUGGGCUAAAUACUAUUCAAAGAAAUCAGCUGCCAUUACAGAUAUCGAAAAAUUUAACUGGAUCUCGAAACACUGGUUGCAAGUUUAUACUCUUGCCUGUAAAAUUCUCACAGAGGAUAACGCAAGAGUUCGCCUAGUCAGCCUAAAAUCUAUUCACUCAUUAAGUCUGCGCUUUGGCCAGAAAGAAUUUUCUCUGGAUACCGUCAACCCGCUUGAGUGUGCAUCUCUUGAUUCGCAGUUCUUCUCAAAUCGUGCUCACCCUUCUUGUAGAAAACCUGUGAAACUGAUUGAUGACGCAUUCAGUAGAAUUUGCGAUCGUUUUCAGGAUGGCAGCCGCUUUGUUAGGGUAUCUGCUGCUGAAUUGAUUGCUGAUUUAGCGGAGUUAGUUUCCGAUGACACUCUAGUGCUUACUCUUGAGAAGACAGUGAUGUCUGACCGGAAGGUUAAGCGCUAUUGCGAACGAGUGGCUGCCAAGGGAGGGAUGGACAAAAUUUCCCAACUGAGUACUCUCUCAAACUCCUCAAAAAGUCGUCGUCCAGGGGCCCAAAAGGGAUCGAGUGAUAUUGAUUCCAUCCCGCUUCUUGCAACUGGUAUUCCUGGGGCGUUCAUAUGUGGACUGGAAGAUGAGUUUCAAGAAGUUCGUUGUGCUAUGCUCAAGACAAUAACUAGAGUUGCGGCGCGGAAUACCCUAUUCGCUUCACUGUGUCAAGAUAUCCUUGUUGACAUGUUGACAGAUGAUAUUCAGGCUGUUCGACUUCUCGCCAUUGAAGCACUCCAGGUUGUUGGAGAUCAGGUACCAAUUCUCACCGACCAAAUGUCGAUUGUGACUUCAGCGUUGGCAGAAGACUGUGCAGUUGUUCGGAGACGUUUGCACGACUUGCUUUCGCGUUGUAGGCUCGGUUCACCACCCUGUCUACUUUCUCUUCUCGAUGGUCUUAUAAUGAAUAUGCGAAUGUAUAGGGAGGAUAGGGAUUCUAUCUGGAAUUGUGCGGCAUCCAUUGGUCGUCGUCACCCUGUGUUUGUUGAGUUAUCCGCUACUAGCUUGCUAAAAACUCACCCCUUCUAUGGUGAAGAGGUACCCUACAAGGAGGAUCCAAUUUACAUCACUGUGGCUUUAAUUGUGCUCAAUGCCUACCCAGCCAAACCCGAUAUGGCGGCCCAGUUCCCGCAACAUCUUAUAUCUUCACAGGCAUGUUUUCCUUCUGACACCUACUUGGUAACAGAUAAUUUGGUAGAAGAUUUAGAUUUAGACGAAGUCUUCUUUGAAUCUUGGCCCCAGCAAUCUGCUGAGUUAUCUUUUCUUAUGACUUUGGACGGGUGUAUACCGAAGAUUAGCCUUUUAACAAUCUAUCUGCGUGAAAUGAUGCCGCAUCUGUUACCUAAGGAGAUGCUGCCUUUGCCUUGCAUGGGAAAAUUAUCUACUGACUCGUAUCCUCCAGUAAAGAAAGCACGUGUUGAAGAUGGAGAAACUGCGGAUGCCCAAUUUUUACGAUUCCUAACCUCCACAGUCGAGAUGCUGCAUCGUUUGACAAUGGAAUGUGCUGAAUCUCUUCCUGCUCCUAGAAUAAUAUCCCAGAAACUGGCGAAAAUUGAAUAUAUGGAAGUCGAUGAGAAUAGCGGUGCAGAUUUGCAUAGUCGGAAUUGCGUGAAUCGCCUCAAAAGUAUAAUCAACGAAGAGUUGAGAAUCUGCCAGCGAACAUCGGAAGACAAUGCCUGCUUGGGACAUCUGCCUCACUUUCUUUCCUGCCUUCUCAAAGCUGUGCUUUCUCUUCUCUCGGCCUCUCUACCUGAUGAUAAAAUGGACUCCCUCUGUGCCGCAGAUGCUGUUGUGGCAACGCCUGAUCAACAAGCUAUUCAGGUUCAGCAAGCACUUCGUUUAACAAUUAAGGCCGAGCACUUGUUUUUCGGAUUGACCGCCAACGAAGUCAGCACAAUCCACACUCUCCGUUCCGCAGCCCAUCGUCUACAGAUCUCCUCUUUCCACGACACGGAGGCUGUUCGGCGCGCAGUCAAAGAAGUUGUCGACGUUUUCUUAAGCACCGACGGCAUUGUAUCUGCCGCUGAACGCAUUCGUAAGCCCCAGGCUCAACUUCUCUGCCCACCACCUAUAAGUUCAGAGACGAAUUCAACGACAAUGUCGGAGAAGAAGUCAGAGGCCAUUCCCGAAGUUCGAUUUACAGCCUUUCUUUCUUCGGUGGCUGUUCCAAUUCGGGCUGUCAUCACAGGAUUAACUCUGGAGCAAGCUAUUGACCGAGUCAGGGUUGUGUACUACCGGCCAGAUACUGGCAAACAACAUAAGCUCCAACAAACUUUGUGGAAACCUCCUGCGAACUGUUGGUCACCUUUACUCCAAUCCUCUUAUUCUGAGGAGACUGAUAAACGGUCUCUACCUCUGCCAUCUUCCGAAUGCAGAUCCCUCGAACUACAGACCAAGCUGGAGUUUGCUGCCUCUGGAUGGACUGCUACGGCAACGAUGGAAAUUGGACUGGGACUCAUUGUUCCUGUGGCAGCAGAUGAUAGUGGUGAUGUUAACGAAAAGGCAGCGAUAGCUCCUUUCUCUGGUGUUAUUUCUCUACUCCCUCCAGGCGUGGUUGGAAAAGUUAAAAUGCACCCUACGGAUACGUCAUAUACUUGGUGA